UGCAAAUAAAAGGAUAGUUAUUUCUUUCCUAACAAGAAAGCUAGUUGCAAAACUCUUAUAAAUUCAAUUAUGACUGCAGACCUCCUAAUUAUCCCCUAAAUCGAAGGAAACCUCUUUCAGAGCGAAAAGAAUCUCUGCGAACUAACCAAGAAUACAUCAUCAUCAUCAUGAGUAACCAAGCUGAAUCAUCGGAAUCGAAGGGGACGAAGAGAGAUUUUAGUACGGCCAUUCUCGAGAGGAAGAAGUCGCCUAAUCGGUUGGUUGUUGAUGAAGCAAUCAAUGACGACAACUCCGUUGUGGCUCUUCACCCUAACACUAUGGAGAAGCUCCAACUGUUUCGCGGUGAUACUAUCAUGAUCAAGGGUAAGAAAAGAAAGGACACAAUCUGCAUUGCACUUGCGGAUGACACAUGUGAAGAACCUAAGAUUAGGAUGAACAAGGUUGUUAGAAACAACCUCAGAGUCAGGCUUGGAGAUGUUGUCUCGGUGCACCAAUGCCCUGAUGUCAAGUAUGGCAAACGUGUUCACAUUCUUCCUGUGGAUGACACCAUUGAAGGAGUGACUGGAAAUCUUUUUGAUGCUUACCUGAAACCGUAUUUCCUUGAGUCGUACCGGCCAGUGAGGAAGGGUGACUUCUUUCUUGUAAGGGGUGGGAUGAGAAGUGUUGAGUUCAAAAUCAUUGAGACCGAUCCCGGCGAGUACUGUGUUGUUGCCCCAGACACCGAAAUCUUCUGUGAGGGAGAACCUAUAAGAAGGGAGGACGAGAACAGGCUGGAUGAAGUCGGUUAUGAUGACGUCGGUGGGGUCCGCAAACAGAUGGCUCAGAUCAGGGAACUUGUUGAGCUUCCACUAAGGCAUCCCCAACUCUUCAAAUCAAUCGGAGUUAAGCCCCCAAAAGGAAUCCUUCUAUUUGGGCCUCCUGGGUCAGGUAAGACCCUGAUAGCUAGGGCAGUUGCAAAUGAAACAGGUGCGUUCUUCUUCUGCAUUAAUGGACCGGAAAUAAUGUCAAAAUUGGCGGGAGAGAGCGAAAGCAAUCUUAGGAAAGCGUUUGAGGAAGCAGAGAAGAAUGCACCAUCAAUUAUCUUCAUUGAUGAGAUUGAUUCGAUUGCCCCCAAACGGGAGAAGACGAAUGGGGAAGUUGAGAGAAGGAUUGUUUCUCAGCUAUUGACACUUAUGGAUGGGCUGAAAUCCAGGGCACAUGUCAUUGUCAUGGGAGCCACAAACCGGCCCAAUAGCAUCGAUCCUGCACUGAGGCGGUUUGGGAGAUUUGAUCGGGAAAUCGACAUUGGUGUCCCCGAUGAAGUUGGUCGUCUUGAGGUUUUUCGCAUACAUACAAAGAACAUGAAGCUUGCUGAAGAUGUUGAUUUGGAAAAGAUUGCUAAGGAUACACACGGCUAUGUCGGUGCUGAUUUAGCAGCAUUGUGCACGGAAGCUGCUCUUCAGUGCAUCAGAGAGAAGAUGGAUGUAAUUGAUUUGGAAGAUGAAACCAUUGAUGCAGAAAUACUUAACUCAAUGGCUGUUAGCAAUGAACACUUCCAAACUGCUCUUGGAACUAGCAAUCCUUCUGCGUUGCGUGAAACUGUUGUUGAAGUUCCUAAUGUCUCCUGGGAAGAUAUUGGCGGCCUCACAAAUGUCAAGCGCGAACUCCAAGAGACUGUGCAAUACCCUGUGGAACAUCCUGAGAAGUUUGAGAAGUUUGGGAUGUCUCCCUCAAAGGGUGUGUUGUUCUAUGGACCACCUGGGUGCGGGAAAACUCUGUUGGCUAAGGCUAUUGCCAAUGAAUGUCAGGCAAAUUUCAUCAGCAUCAAAGGUCCAGAACUGCUUACUAUGUGGUUUGGCGAGAGUGAGGCCAAUGUUAGAGAAAUCUUUGAUAAGGCACGCCAAUCUGCUCCUUGUGUCCUUUUCUUUGAUGAAUUGGAUUCAAUCGCUACACAGAGAGGUUCUUCAGUAGGAGAUGCAGGUGGGGCAGCAGAUAGGGUUUUGAAUCAACUCCUCACAGAAAUGGAUGGAAUGAAUGCCAAAAAGACAGUUUUCAUUAUUGGUGCCACAAACCGGCCUGAUAUAAUAGAUCCAGCUCUUCUCCGCCCUGGCCGUCUUGACCAGUUGAUUUACAUCCCUCUUCCCGAUGAAGAUUCUCGUCACCAGAUCUUUAAGGCCUGCUUGAGGAAGUCUCCGGUCUCCAAGGACGUUGACCUAAGAGCUCUUGCCAAAUACACUCAAGGCUUCAGUGGAGCUGACAUCACAGAAAUCUGCCAGCGUGCAUGCAAAUAUGCCAUUAGAGAGAACAUUGAAAAGGAUAUUGAGAGGGAAAGGAAAAGGAGUGAGAACCCAGAGGCUAUGGAGGAGGAUGUUGUAGAUGAGGUGGCAGAGAUCAAGGCGGCUCACUUUGAAGAAUCAAUGAAGUAUGCACGAAGGAGUGUGAGUGAUGCAGAUAUCAGGAAGUACCAGGCGUUUGCGCAAACACUGCAGCAGUCUAGAGGUUUUGGCUCAGAAUUCAGAUUUUCAGAUGCUGCCACCUCAGGGGCUGCCGCCGCUGACCCCUUUGCUACUUCAGCCGGUGGCGGUAGAGCUGACGACGAUGACGACCUAUAUAGCUAGAAGAUUUGUGUCAUCAUUCUUCAUCUACCUACUUUAUAAAAACACAUUUAAGUUAUUUUGCUUUUUUUUUUAUGCUGCGGCAGCAUUUCUACAUUUGUAAACUCAGUUCAAUUGGCUUUAGCUGAUGGUCUCUUGUUUUUGCGCAUCUCUUAAAUGUCAAAGUUGGCUUGCACCAGAUGCAAUGCAUAAAUUCGAUCCGGUUUGGGUUGUUUGACGAGGUUUAACACUUUAACAGUCCUAUACACACUUGUUCCUUAACUUCCUUUUACCUUUUAUACUCGUAUAGUAGUAUAUGAGAGGAAGUAUUUCUUGUUUGAUGUCCUUGACACCCA
This is a messenger RNA of Cuscuta europaea, 2929 nucleotides long. The record is from the annotation of a GenBank genome assembly. Lineage: Eukaryota; Viridiplantae; Streptophyta; Magnoliopsida; Solanales; Convolvulaceae.